AUGGAUGGUUCUAGUGUGCUCCGCGAUUUCAGCAACGGCCAAGCCUCUAGAUACUUGCUAAGGGCAAUAUGUCUUGUCACCUGCAAAGCGAAACAGGCUGCUCCAUUUCUACGGCUGGCCGACGGCGGACCACUUCUGAGCCACCAAAUAUUCGCAUCAAAGCUACUUGACGGCCUCGAUGCAGCCAUCAAGGCGAAUCUUGAGUCAAACAGGGUUGUCAAGAUCCAGAUCUUAGCGUUGAUGCACCUCCACAAUGACGGCCGAGGCGGCGUUGACCGCUCCUCGAUGUAUUUGACACAGGCUAUCAGGGAGGCAUGGUCAAUGUCGUUACACUUGAAGAUGCCAGAGAACUCGGAUGAGGACCUUGACUAUCUGUGGUGGUCGCUUCGGAACUUUGACCGGCUCAACAAGCCUACCAUGGGAGCAGGGCCUUUCAUCAUCGACGACACUGACAUUUCCAUCGACCGUAUUGCUCCAAGGAGAGAAAGCUAUCGGUCUCAGGUUCUUCACAUCUCCCUAGUAUUGGGAGACCUCACAGUCAAGGCAACCAAGGUCUACAAGGCGAGCUCCACAUCAACCGUUGAUGACUCAUUCCUCGAGAUCUGGUAUCAUCUGGCUGCCAUGCUGUCGUGUCGACACAGCGGCCCAGACAACGUGCAUUACACCAGGCGGCUCGCGUCGGCGGACCGUAUCCUUGAGAUGCUCGGUCAUGGCCAGCAUGAAACUCUCCCGCCACUGCCGUUAGUACCAUAUGCCAUGGCCAUGGCCACAACAGUGAUAUACCGUGCUCUACGGGACAGGGUACGGGACAUUGAUGCUUCGUCCAGAGAUCUCAGUCUUUGCUGCGAAGCUCUUGAUACGCUUGGUCAGAGCUGGACUACUGCCCAAGGCGUCGCAAAGCUUGCACACAGACUGAUGAGUUCCAGCAAUCCGGGUAGCAUGAAUCGACAACGAGUUGAGGCCCCUGAUAAAAGUGACUCCACUACAACGGCCGAACCAACUACUUCAGAUGAGAGGCCUCUAACUACAACCCACCAGCCACUCAACCAGUCAGUUGGGACAGAGGAGGUCGUGAUACCGACCCCAGUGUCUCUCCCAUCCGAGCAAGGGUUUCACGGCGAUCAUGUAUCUGACAAUCCUCAAUAUCUUCCAGAACAGCUUAUUGAACCGUGGGUUGGGUUUGAUGCAUCACAGUUUCAGCUUCAAAUGGCAUUCGAUGAUCUAUUUAGUUAUGGAAUUUCCGACGCCUUUCGAGAUCCAGCAUCUUGGGAACUACUUCACAUGGCCAACAAUGGUUCAGGGUUGGGGAGUUAG
Messenger RNA from Fusarium falciforme, 1314 nucleotides. RefSeq lists its product as hypothetical. Bases 1 to 1314 code for a protein of 437 amino acids. The transcript is spliced from 2 exons. Lineage: Eukaryota; Fungi; Ascomycota; Sordariomycetes; Hypocreales; Nectriaceae. The record is from RefSeq and is a predicted model, not a curated record.